CUGUGCAAACGGCUGUGUUUGCGCAUCCUUGUGCGGAACUGUGCGCUGGACGUUGGAUCUGAACGUUUCACCGUGCGUGCCGGAUCAUUUAAGAUGAUCCGGCUUUACCCACGUUGGCAUACGGGAUUUUCCGUUGUUAAGAGUCUUUUCAGGACCGUGUUCACUGCCCUAACUGCGACUGUACCGAAAACGACGCUUGUCGCGACUGAAUUUUAUCGACAGCCCUUGCCAAGAACAUGUGUUGCGUUUGCCUCAGACCAAGGGAAGCGUAUCUUUCGGGAAGCAUUAUCAGCAGGACACAUGGAGGCCUACUUCCCACUGGCUGAACAACUCUGCACACAGGCAGAACCUGCUUACUGCGGGCUUGCUACUUUGGUAAUGGUUCUGAAUGCUUUCGAAAUGGAUCCAGGUCGAAUUUGGAAAGGCCCGUGGCGUUGGUAUCAUGAAUCUAUGUUGGAUUGUUGCAUCCCAAGCGAUGUACUAAGUCAGGGAAUUACUUUGGAUAAAUUUGUCGAAAUCGCUCGCUGUCACGGUCUCGAAGUCGAUUUGCAUCGCGUCCGGUCGUCAGAUCAACUGUCCGCUUUCCGCGAGGUCGUGUCCACUAUGACCUCAAGCGAGCAUAAGGGUUAUCUAGUCACAUGCUUUGCCCGUGGCUCCUUGGGACAGACGGGCACAGGCCACUUUGCUGCUGUUGGAGGCUACCACCCACAAAGAGAGCUCGUCUUUCUGUUUGACACGGCGCGUUUUAAAUACCCUUCUCACUGGGCACCAAUCGCCCGCUUGUGGGAAGGGAUGGCCCAGCUAGAUUCCGUUACAAAACAACCCCGGGGAUACAUGAUUAUAACUAGAUCUUCAGUCCUUGGACGACGGAACAUUGCAGAACAAGCGGACUCCACCGUUGAGGACAGACUCUACCUUUUUGGAAUUUCAGAUAGCGCACGUCAGGCGUAUCUGUCUCCCGCUGCACUGUGUGGGAGAAAUAGUGUUGGCCGUCGAUUGCGUGUAGUUGCGGAUAGUUGGCUCCAGUGGAUCCGCGAUGAAGUCCCUGAAGAGCAAAGCCAUCAGUCCGCAGUAAUCGGAGCAGCAGCUAGGUUUAUUUUGGAUGCAUGCCCUAAGCACUCGCUUUACAACUUCUUCUUGACAGUACAACCGUUCGUUGAUGAGGAACAACAAGGACCGGUGCGUGAUGCGCAACAGAAGGUAGUAAAAGAUCUUCUCGCUUCCCAAUUGGGUCAGAUUGUGACUUCCAUUGUUAACAGUUUGCCUAAAGACCAAUUUGAGUGGCUAACCACUGUUGGGCCAUUCCGAUUAGCUACUGGUCGUUCCUAUGCUUCCUCUACCAAAACCUAUGUGAGAUCCAGUCCUAUUUGUCCCUUCGCUGAACUAUCCGAUCCUGGUUUGCGCUUGAGCUUGCUGCUUACAUCGUUUAUCUGUUCUUAUCCAUAUGCUGAAAUUUCGAAACUGACUAAUGGUAUCACAAAGAACACCCGAGUCCACUUACUAAGGGAAGUUUUUGAGUGUGCCAAAUUCUCGGAUGCUACUCUCACUGAACUCCAGGUCCUUCGGAAUGUGUUGUGGUCCUUUAUUUCCACGGGGUUGCAACAGACUGAAGCGCCUUCUCCAUGUUGUAAUACGAUAUAGCAUUUACGCACGUGAGAUUUGAUCACAUUGAUUAUGACUUACGUUUUAUCCUCAUCAGGGAAGCAUAUUUUUUCUCCGCUUUUGUCACAGCUUUUUCACUUGCAAGACGAGAUUUUUCGUGUUCAGUUAUUGAUGAAUAUUUCUGAAUAUAUUCCUUUUUU
This is a messenger RNA of Opisthorchis viverrini, 1802 nucleotides long. RefSeq lists its product as hypothetical. Gene Ontology annotation, molecular function: glutathione gamma-glutamylcysteinyltransferase activity; metal ion binding. Lineage: Eukaryota; Metazoa; Platyhelminthes; Trematoda; Opisthorchiida; Opisthorchiidae. Gene Ontology annotation, biological process: cellular detoxification of cadmium ion; phytochelatin biosynthetic process; detoxification of copper ion. The annotation marks the transcript as partial. The transcript has 4 exons. The record is from RefSeq and is a predicted model, not a curated record.